GAAGGAAACUAGUCGCUCCCGGUCACAGCCCUGCCUCCUGAGUAGUGGAAUGGAAUGCACCCGGAACUCACUUCCUCUUGAAGACGAGUGUUGAAUUAAGAAAGUAGUUGCACCUGUUCCCAUGAAACGUUCAUGUUUGGAGAGAUGGCAACUUGACAAGCACAAGAAUAACAGUAGCGAACGGGACAGCGUGUUGUAAUGUCGUCCCAGGCUGAGAACGUGGCGGAACUUUUAGAAAUAGACAUAUGUGACGGCGACAUCUGCUCGGAGGGGGAGAGCGGAGUGUUCAUCAACUCAGGUACAGGUGCGUCAUUCUUAGACGGCUUCUCGGCGUUUCAGCAGUGGACCGGACCUAGAUCUCGUUCCUCUUCAGGCCACAACAACACAGACUUUGUCUCAAAGAGACCGAGAGAAACAUCAUCCCCGAGUCUGUAUCCCCAGAACGGCCUGGGGUCUGGAGCCGGUGAUCGUGUGACCCUUGGCGACCUCCAGGGUCAGGAUCUCCGAGCCCCCCGCUCCUCCAUAGUGGACUGUCUGUUGGUGGAGCUCUAUGACACCUACAGCAGCGCUCGGCUCAGUGUUGACAGCCCGGAUAGCAGUACCGAGGCGUCCAGCUCUGAGCUGUUCUGCCGCAGUAAUACUGGAUCCAGCUUCCUCCAGGAACUACAGGAGAAACACACCAGGAGACACCAGAUCAUCUACCUGUCUCAGAAAGCACCAGAAGAGUUGAGCUGUAUCAUAGGAGAGGUACGCUACAGGACCGGUCUCCAGUCAGCCAAGCUGCUGCGCCAGCUGAAGAGGAGAGACCGCCUCAGUCACAAACUCCAGAAGAACUAUGACAUCAUCACCGCCUGUCUGCAGGCCGUGUCCCAGAAGAGAAGAGUGGACACCAGGUUAAAGUUCACCAUCGAACCUUCUCUGGGCAAGAACGGCUUCCAACAGUGGUAUGAUGCUCUGAAGGCUGUGGUCAGACUUCCUACAGGCAUCCCUAAAGAGUGGAGGAAGAGGGUAUGGCUGACUCUAGCUGACCAGUACCUCCACAGUAUCUCUAUCGACUGGGACAAAACUCUGCGCUUCGCUUUCAACGAACGCAGUAACCCUGACGAUGACUCACUGGGCAUCCAGAUUGUUAAGGACCUACACAGGACAGGUUGUAGUUCAUACUCCGGCCAGGAGGGGGAGCAGGACCGGGUGGUGCUGAAGAGGGUACUCCUGGCGUACGCUCGCUGGAAUAAGGCUGUAGGAUACUGUCAGGGCUUCAACGUACUGGCAGCGCUAAUACUGGAGGUUACAGAGGGCAACGAGAGCCACGCACUCAAGGUGAUGAUCUACCUGAUAGACAAGGUGCUACCAGAGAGUUAUUUUGCCAACAACCUGCGUUCUCUGUCUGUGGACAUGGCUGUGUUUAGAGAUCUCCUGAGGAUGAAGCUGCCUCAUCUCUCACAGCACCUACACCUCCUGCAGAAGACUGCUGAUAGAGAGGCUGGAGGUGGCCAUCCCCUGACCAACGUGUUCACGAUGCAGUGGUUUCGGACCAUGUUUGACUACUUGCCUGCCCCCAACACCGUGCUAAAGAUCUGGGACUCUGUGUUCUUCGAAGGUUCUGAGGUUUCUGCUGAGGUGGCCUUCUGGCCAUCUGGUCAUCACCUGGGGGAGCAUAUAGAGUACUGUCAGACAGCAGAUGAGUUCUACAGCACCAUGGGAUGGAUCACUCAGGAGAUGUUGGAGAACAGCCUCAUAGACUGUAGCCACCUCAUGCAGACGGUGUACUCCAUGGCUGUGUUUCCAUUCCCUCAGCUGGCUGAACUCCGAGAGAAAUACACCUACAACAUCACCCCCUUCCCCACCUCCAACCCCAACGGCAGUGGUGGUCUAGGUGGCUGGGAGGGUGAUGAAGACGAGGAUGAAGAUGAAGAUGCAGUGGUGACAGCAGCGUUGGGAUGUUUGGGUCCACUGGGGGGGCUGUUAGCUCCAGAACUACAGCGGUACCAGAGACACAUUAAAGACCAGCGUGGGGGGGAGCAGGGCGGUAACAUGGCAGACCUGAGUCCCGGGGCGGUGGAUGGUGGCGGCAGAGCGGAGCAUCAAGCGGCCAUCAACAGCAUGCUGCAGGAGAGGAUGAGUACUGACAUCAGCGCUCUGAAGAAACAAUACUCACGUAUCAAGAGACAUCAGCAACAACAGGCCAGGCAGCUGUACAUACACACAGAUAGAUGUCCAGCCACCAGCGUGUUAGCAUCUCAGCUACAUCCUUCUCCUGUCGUCAACCACCUGUUGCUAGGCAGGAAGCCCAGGAACAGCCUGAAACACCCUCCCUCCAGCCUGCGAGGUGUCCCCCUGCCUCAGGCACAGUCCAGCCCUGCCACCCCUGGCCCCGCCCCUAACCCCACCCCUAGCGGGGAGAGGGGGAGGAACAGACUGGUAUCUCAGGCUGAAGACUGUCAGAGCAGGGUGGGGUCCCCCUGGCGUGCCCACGUACGUGCCCACCGCAGGAACAUAUCCCGGGCACGGGUACAGCUAGGGUAUGGAGACAUGGAGGAUAGACACCCUCAUCAGGCGGAGGAGGACAGACACCCUCAUCAGGCGGAGGAGGACAGACACCCUCAUCAGGCGGAGGAGGACAGACACCCUCAUCAGGCGGAGGAGGACAGACACCCUCAUCAGGCGGAGGAGGACAGACACCCUCAUCAGGCGGAGGAGGACAGACACCCUCAUCAGGCGGAGGAGGACAGACACCCUCAUCAGGCGGAGGAGAGAGAUGGAGUGGGUGAGGGAAAGGCUGAUGAUGAGGGUAGUCACCUCCCUGUGUCUCCUGCCCAGGCCUCCAGUAAGGAGGUGCCAGCUGUGGUGGAAGAGGAGGAGCACCUGUUGUCUCUAGAGCUGGACUCUGGAUCAGAACUAAACCAGACCCCACCUCCACUACCCUCCUCUCCUAGAGAGACUGACCCAGACACACUACCCUCCUCUCCUAGAGAGACUGACCCAGACACACUACCCUCCUCUCCUAGAGAGACUGACCCAGACACACUACCCUGCUCUCCUAGAGAGACUGACCCAGACACACUACCCUCCUCUCCUAGAGAGACUGACCCAGACACACUACCCUCCUCUCCUAGAGAGACUGACCCAGACACACUACCCUCCUCUCCUAGAGGGACUGACCCAGACACACUACCCUCCUCUCCCACCAUCCCAGAGCUGCCUGUCCUGCCUCCUCUUCCUCGACCACCCUCAUCACACCACCACCACCAUCAACAGUCUGACCCUUUAAUCUCCUCUCAGAACAUCUACUGUAUGAGACUCUCUCCUGGUAGCCCUGUUACCCUCACUAACCCCCCUCCCCCUGUUACCCUCACUAACCCCCCUCCCCCUGUUACCCUCACUAACCCCCCACCCCCUGACCAACCCGGGGCCACCCCCCAGCAGGUGUUCUCUCCCUCCCUCCCUCUCUCCUGCCCCUCCACCCCCCAGCAGGUGUUCUCUCCCUUCCCGAGUGUGAAACAGCACAGGAGGUCAGCUGCAGCCCGUAACCUGGGUCUCUACGGUCCCACAGCCAGAACCCCCACAGUUCACUUCCCUCAGCUCAGCCUGAACCGUCCCUCCUCCACUCUCUCCACCAGGAAGCGCUAG
Oncorhynchus kisutch (coho salmon) is the source of this 3630-nucleotide messenger RNA. It is a transcript of the gene tbc1d30, whose product is annotated as TBC1 domain family, member 30. Bases 199 to 3630 code for a protein of 1143 amino acids. NCBI's taxonomy places the organism in Eukaryota, Metazoa, Chordata, Actinopteri, Salmoniformes, Salmonidae. The transcript has 14 exons. Gene Ontology annotation, cellular component: endoplasmic reticulum. The record is from RefSeq and is a predicted model, not a curated record.